UUCCGUUUUUAACGAGCUGAAGCUUGACAAAGACAGAUAGCGGUUAGCUUAGCUAACGGUAGUGAGACUCUAUCUGCACCCGUAUUCCGACAGACCCCGCCUCCGCGCCGUCAUUGGCUGUUUAACGCGGUACGACUGGAUUAGCCAAUCAAAUCGCCGGACUUUACCGAGAGCUAGCCAGUUGUAGUGCAGGCAGGUUGUGGUUGUGGUAAAACAGGUAGGGGGAAAAAACCCUCUGUAGCAGACUGGCUCAGGAAGUGAGUUUCCGGUAGCAUUGACACCGCCUGACAAGGAUGGGGAACAUAUUCGCAAACCUCUUCAAAGCCUUCGGUAAAAAGGAGAUGAGAAUUUUGAUGGUGGGACUCGACGCAGCAGGAAAGACCACCAUCCUGUACAAGCUGAAGCUGGGAGAGAUCGUCACCACUAUCCCGACCAUCGGGUUUAAUGUUGAAACUGUGGAGUAUAAGAACAUCAGCUUCACCGUAUGGGACGUUGGUGGUCAGGACAAGAUCAGACCCUUAUGGCGUCACUACUUCCAAAACACACAGGGUCUGAUCUUUGUAGUGGACAGUAAUGACCGAGAGCGGGUGAACGAGGCCCGAGAGGAGCUGAUGAGGAUGCUGGCUGAGGACGAGCUCAGAGACGCCGUGCUGCUCGUGUUCGCUAACAAGCAGGACCUUCCGAAUGCUAUGAAUGCUGCAGAGAUCACGGAUAAACUGGGCUUACACUCUCUGCGCCACAGGAACUGGUACAUCCAGGCCACGUGCGCCACGAGCGGCGACGGUCUGUACGAGGGACUCGACUGGCUCUCCAAUCAGCUUAAAAACCACAAAUAAUCUCCAACACCUACCUUCUGUUUCUCCUCCCACACUGUAGCGCUGUGAUCUCCAUUCAGUUUUAAAGCAGAACGUACCGGAAGCUGCUCUCCUCCUCCUCCUCCUCCUCCUCCUCCUCUCAGACUGGUCCGAGUGUGGUGACGGAGCCACGCACCUCUAACCCUUUGACCUAAACUAUUAUUAACGAGGCAGCUUUUGGAGCGCUCUUACCCAACACUAGGCGUGUGCCGAUAUCAAACUGUAGUAUAUCGAUACCUGAGCCACUUUUUUAUUAUUAAUCGUAGUCGUUUUUUUUUUCUUCUUCCUCCUCCCACUUUUUUAACCCCUGUUAUAGCGAAGCUGGUUCCCGGCAGAACGCCUGCGGCGAUGCCGAACGGAACCUGGAACCUCGGCUGGAGUUCCUCUGGCGGUUCUAGGUUGUGUUUAGCUGGUUAACAGAACUCCGUGUACUAGUUAACACGAUCCUGUUCGUCUACGAACGCGAGACAUAAAAACGACCAGAGAUAUUUUAAAUAUCAUCGAUUAUCAUGUGAUUAUCAGCACACGCCUACGCAUUAUACAUAUACAGUAUAUAUAUAUAUAUAAGAUAUAGACCUAUACACGUAACCUGUCCUGUACUUUUUAUUGUCUUUUAUUUAAUCAUAGAUGAACUGUAGUGGGGAAAUCCUGAAAAUCAUCAACAUCCUCUAGCUCUUCUUUCUGUUUGGUUUUCUUUGUGUACCCUAACGGAUACGACGUACUGUAAAAGACUUACGGUCUACGUAGAGGAGGUCGAGACAGCACAUACACACCUGUACAUACACACACUACACACACAAAUUAAAGGCAAAAGCAAAUCCUCAGAUCUUUAUUUGAAUCAGGAGCAGGAAGGAUUUGUUUAAGGUGUUUAAGGUGUAAUAUACAUCAGGACACAAUCGUGUACAUCUCCCCCUGAGAACCGGGUCCCUGUUAGCAGCUACGAGCUCCUGAUGACGGCUUGUUUAGACCCGUGAGCAAAACUAAGCCCCGUACUGUCUCAGGUUUAAUCUUAGCUCUUAGCCUUUACACCUGGGGAAGCAGAACAGGGCUUUGUGUCAGAUGAGAUUGAUUUCCUGUGUGUGUGUGUGUGUGUGUGUGUGUGUGUUAGUCUCAGAGCCCUGGUUAAGCUGCAGUGUACACUACUGAACCUACAGCAUGCGCAUUCCCACACGGAUCGAUUUUAAUAGCUCCUUUAUCUUUAAUACGUGGUAUAAUCGAGUUUUUUUUUUUUUUAAGAAGAAUCGUCUUUUCUUUAUAGAAUGUAAAUCAAAACUCUUGUCCGAUCAGCCGAUAUUCUCCCCGCCGCAGCAGGUAACUUCCUCUGCUCCCUAGAACUGACCCGGAGAACGUAGGUACGAGUCGAUACUGUAGUCACGCUCGAUCAGACAGUAAGGAGCAGCGUGUGUGUCUAGGCCUGGUGUGUGUGUGUGUGUGUGUGAGCAGAACGAAUCCCUGAGCUGCUCUGAUCUCUGCUGGAAGUGACUCCGGGUGUGGGAUGUAGGCGGUAAGUGAGACGGACCUCACCGUAACGCUGCCCUUUUCCUUCCUCCUGGACACUAGUGGUGUCGUGAGCAGCUGCUUGUGAAAUGCUCUGAGAAAGUGACACGGUACAGCAAUAUUAACCACGCAGCAGCAGCGGUGUUGCAGUCCGGGUGUGUUCGCUGUGUUGGUGUUCCUUCGUGCCUUCGUGAUCUCAGUCUGAACUCCGUAACCUUCUGGGACUGUUUCUAAUCUCUGAUUAUUUUAACCCUUUCCUUUGCUUAAACUGGAUGAAAGAGUUCCUUUUACUUUCCUGUCUGGUUUCGUUCACUCGUGCUCGACCUGCUCGCUCUGGGACGCGGCCUGCGUGGAUGUCAAACCCUACCAUUAUAUGGCAGUGGUCUCAGGCUGGAUGGUGUGUGUGUGUGUGUGUGUGUGUGUGUGUGAUACAACACGGUGUCUGCGGGUAUCAGCACGUGCCCAGUGGGGACGAAGUAUUUCAGCAACUUUCUUCCUGUCUGACUCUUUAACAUGAAUGUUGGAUUUUAUUUUUUUUUUAAUGCAAAUUUGUCUCGGCUUUCAUUUUCACAGAAAAGCAAUGAAAGAAAGAAAUAAAGGAAUGAAACUCA
Messenger RNA from Tachysurus fulvidraco (yellow catfish), 2962 nucleotides. RefSeq names its product ADP-ribosylation factor 1 (gene arf1). Gene Ontology annotation, cellular component: plasma membrane; cytoplasm. Gene Ontology annotation, biological process: vesicle-mediated transport; intracellular protein transport. Lineage: Eukaryota; Metazoa; Chordata; Actinopteri; Siluriformes; Bagridae. The record is from RefSeq and is a predicted model, not a curated record. The transcript has 5 exons. Gene Ontology annotation, molecular function: GTPase activity; GTP binding. Bases 294 to 836 code for a protein of 180 amino acids.